AUGUCUAGCCUCCAAUCUCAUACCACCACCACCAAACCCUCAGAUGUUCCCGCUGUUGAAGGGCAUAUGAAUGCACCUAAGCUAUUGUUUCAAAAACCCCAACCUAGUGGGUCAAAGAGAGCUGCGAGCUUCUCUAUCUCGGAAGAUGAUCAGAAAAAAAUCAAGAUCGAACCCGGCUUACCCUCUGCAGUUGUGAAGAAAGAGUCUCGCAUAGAACCCAGCCGAAGCGUUACAAUUGUGUUGUCUUCUGAUCCCCCGUCUCCCAUCAUUAAAGUGGAACCCCACUCGCCGGCCCGGUUUGGUGACAGCAAGGGCAUGCCAAUUGAACUGUCCUCCGAUUCCUCCUGGCGUGAUGAGAUACGCUCUUCCCAAGAUGAGAAGAACAAUGCCGGUUCCGACGGUGUAUCUUUGACUCAAGAUGUCAAGAUCGAACCAGGUGAAACUUUGGACCUUGCUCCGGCCGACUCAGAAGACCCGGUCAGAGCUCACGCCAAGGCUUUAGAAAGCUUUUUGCAUCAUUGCAAUGUUCCCAAAGACGACGAGAUGACCCGAACCAUCCUUAAGCGUGCCGGCGUGAAGUCUUGGACCGACCUCAUUCCCAGCGUGCAAUUUACGGAAUCCUCUCUAACUACGCGAGGCAUGCACCCCAGUCUCGCCUCUUAUCUCCUCUCUGAAGCUUUGGAACGAGUCAACAAUCUCAAGGAAGAAAUCGAUUCCAUCCAAGAUGAAGACGAUGAGCUCAAAUAUGAACAAGAAGCGCUUGAUGUUUGAUCUCAUUCACCCCUCCUUUAUGUGUACACCGAGAGAUAUCGCUUUCACAUGUUUCUCAGUUGUCCAUCAGAAUAUUAACCCCACACAAAUUUUGAUUAAACCCUGCAAUGUUUUUUAUUGUUCCAUCCUCUUUUAUACUCCCUAAAGUUUGAGAUCAAAACCUUACAAUACAAAUCUUUACCCUGACUACUUACUCAGGUAUUAAGCCUUUUUGAUUGAUCUGACUUGCCACCCCCUAAAACUUCCUGAUGUUCUGUUGCGCUCCCGAUUUCCCCCUACAAACUUUAUUGUUGAGCUCCCAAUUUGUUUUAUGUUGCGAUAUAUCCAAAUGAUACAUUUGUCUUGACGAUUGUUCCCGAAUUGCUUUCAUUGUUGCACUGCCGAAUUGUUUGAUGCGAAAUAACCAACUCAUAGUUUUGACUUGCCACU
This is a messenger RNA of Melampsora larici-populina 98AG31, 1200 nucleotides long. RefSeq lists its product as uncharacterized. The transcript has 6 exons. The record is from RefSeq and is a predicted model, not a curated record. The coding region runs from base 1 to 771 and encodes 256 amino acids. Lineage: Eukaryota; Fungi; Basidiomycota; Pucciniomycetes; Pucciniales; Melampsoraceae.